AUGAAUAUCAUAGCUUUGAUGCCAGCCACUGAAGCAUAUGAGGUUCUACUUAGGAAUUGGGGUGGUUACAGUGGAGCUAGUUGUUGUGUUUGGCAGGAAGAUUCUCAACACAACUUCAUAACUUUUAUACCUCCAAAUGUACCCCUUAAAAAUAAUGCUUAUUAUUGUUUCAGUUGUGCGACCUUCGAUGGUAUGGAAAAAUGGGGUGCGGAUUUAAGAAAUGGUAUUCUUACUUAUCAUACGAUAGAUAAUACUACAACAUACUGGGUUGAUCUUGGAGUUACUAAUCCUGGUGAUUAUACUGAUACAAAUGAAGGUGGUUAUAACAAAGAUACGUGUUUCCACGUAUAUGGUGGUCCUGUUAAUGAAGCAGAACUUACAGAAGCACCUUACGAAGAAUGUCAAAAAAUCAGAGAUUCAAAAUAA
Messenger RNA from Funneliformis geosporum, 426 nucleotides. NCBI's taxonomy places the organism in Eukaryota, Fungi, Glomeromycota, Glomeromycetes, Glomerales, Glomeraceae. The record is from the annotation of a GenBank genome assembly.